AUGUCAUCAUCGGCUUCAACGCAGAGCGCGCAGCGGCUCUUCAACAUCCUGGACCAAAAUGAGUCGGGGUACAUUGAGCGUGAGGAGCUGGACCAGUUCCUGUACAUCAUCGGCGUUGUCGAUGAAGAUCUCCGCAAGCAGCAGAUCCCUGCCAUCUUGCAGGAAAUGGACCUUGACGGAGACGGGCGCAUCUCUUUCCAGGAGUUUGUGACGGUUGCGGAGAAGAUGGGAUUGGACUUUGAAACAACCCUGCAGGCCGCUGAAACAGGGCCCGACCAGCCACUGGACGACAGCAUGGUCACCAACGUCAGCAUGGAUGACAGCCAAAUGACCCAGCAACAGCACGCCAGUGACACACCAAGCAAGCACGAGGCUCGUCCGGCCUCGGGCCGUGCCGCAAAGCGCUCAUCCAUGACGGCCGUGCAGGCCAUGACCCUCUUUGACGAGCUGGACAUGGACGGCGACGGCAAAGUGGAGGGAAAUGAAAUUGCGCACAUGCUUGGCAAGCGAUGUGGCAUCACCAACGAGCGCGAACAGGAUCUCGUGCUGAACAACAAGUUCGGCAUCGCUCGUGAUGAAUGCCUAUCGCAAGAGCAGUUCCUCGCCCUGAACCUCGAAGGCAAACUGGACAUGCGUAUGCUGCGCAACCCAGAGCCAAAAGAACUCAGCGCCGUCGCCAUGGGCAUGUCGAGGCAAAAUGCCGUGGUCAACACCCCGCCACCCAAAUCUGCCGUGACAAAGAUGAUGCCAAAGGACAAACUCGACACUCUGUGGCAACUGUUCAACAUUGCAGACGAGGACCGUGACGGCACCAUUGGCAUGGAGGAGCUGAGCAGCAUGCUACAGGAUGAGUCACUGCUUGGGAAGUACGGCCUUGCCCUUGGCCACUUGGAUGCAGACAUCACCGAACGCAUCAUGCAAGACGUCGACUCAAGUGGCGACGGCGUGCUGGACUUUGACGAGUUCUGCCUCGCCUUCUCCGGCCUCCUCGAGUCUGGCACGCAGUCGGGCAUGUCCACCAUCAUUGCCGCGGAGGCACGCGCGCUGCUGGAGGAGAACAAGAAACUCAAGAAACAGCUCAAGUCCGAAAAGGAUGAUGCCGCCAGCUAUCGCCGUCAGAUGGAACACCGCGUCAAGUCAGAGAACCUCGAUCUGCUCGAAUCCCAUGAAUCGGUUGAAGCCGAGCUGCGGCAAGCUCUGGACAAGAUCAAGACGUUGGAAAAGGCCAAGCGUCUCUCAGACAUGCAACUUCGUGAGCUGCGUCAAACGCUGGCAGAAUACAAGGAGCGCAACGACAUGGAUUCCAGUGCUCUCCUCCGCAAGGCUGCAGAUGCUUCGGAUGAAGGGAUUAAGAUCCAUUAUUUGGAGAAGCAACUCAAGGACCUCCAUGACCACAACGAGGUGCUGGAGCGUGCGCUCACAGACACGCUGAAGGAGAAGGACAACGCAGAGGCGAGUGCAAAGGCCGAGCUCUCCGCCAUGCGAGAGCGGAUUGGGCAGCUCAAGGCAGAGAAGGAGCACUUGGAGGUGGCGCUGGCAGACAGUAAGCGCGUGACAUCCCAGAGCACCUCAUCGGAGGCAACGACAGACACAGGGGACGCCAGCGACCUCCACACGGAUCUCAAGACGCUCCAGCAGCAACUCGCUUCACAGAAGGCGCUGGCCUUUGAUCUCACCAACGAGCGAGACUCCCUGCAGAAGGAAGUGCGGCAGCUGCGCGCGAAGGAAGAGAGCGACAAGUCCGCUGCGUCGUCGAGUGGCGCUUCCAAGCAGGAGAUGGAAUCCCUCAACGCACGUCUCAACGCAGCCAUGAUCGAGCUGCGUGACACGCGUGAACAGAGCAAGCAGCUUGAGACUCGCCUGCUUGAGUCGGAAGCAGAGCGCACUCGUGGCCAAGAAUCCAUGGAUGAGAUAAAGUCGAAGCUGGAGGAAUACGAAGCUGACCAAGCAAGGCUUGAGGAAGAGCGCAAGGAAGUGGUUGACAUGAAGAAGGAGAUGGAGGCACUGCAAGCAAUGGUUGUCGCUCAAACAGCAGAACUCGCCAUGCGCGGAGAGCCACAGGCGGAGAUUGAGCAGCUGCGAUCUGAGCUGGAUCUUCAACGCAAACUGACGGAGGAGGCCGAAGCACGUGCCAAGGAGGCUGUUGAUCUGCGUGAAAAGGCUCUUGCGGCUUCACACAGCGAGGCCCAACCAGCUGCCGCAGCAGACACUUCUUCGGUGAAUAAGCGGCUGGGUGGCGAGCUGAACACAUCAACCCAGACGACCACGCUUCAGAACAUCCAGGCCAUGGCCGCGCUGCGUAAGGAGAACAAGACCCUCAAGAGCAUGCUGAAGCGUCUGCACGAGGCAUACAAGAAAAAGUCGGCCGGGUCGGCCGAUGAAGAACUCGCCCGCCUGCGCAAGGAGUUACAAACGGCGUGUGCUGAGAUUGCACGGUUGACUGUUGAGCUGGACACCGCCCGCCAGAGUCGUCAGUCCACCUCACACCACUCCCGCGAAGCUGAGGAGCUUGCACGCGAGCUGGCGGACAAGAAUGCCGUUCUUCUGCAAAUGGAGGAGGCGCUGCAGUCCUCUGAGGAGCGAUUGCAGAAUGCAUUGGAAACCAUUCGCACGUUCAGGGACCAGGCCUGUGUGCAGAUUGAAGUGAAGAAAGAGACAAUCCAUACACGCGAGAAGCGGAAUGGGCAGCGCGUUCCAGUUGACAAGAAGCAGGAGCAGAAGAUUGUGACGUACUUCACAGACGCAAAGAACCCCGAGCUGAGGAGCAGCCCGUGGUCGGAGGCAGAAGACCGCGUCCUCCUUCAGGGACAACUGCAACUUGGCGGCGAUUGGGUGGAGAUUGCCAAGCUUCUCCCCGGCCGCUCAGAUGAAGACAUUGCCAACCGCUGGACAGUGCUCUCUCAGGCCCUCACCGCCAAGGCCAGAAACCGGGCCAUUGAACAGCGUGGGAUCUCGCCAACGUCGACACCGAACGGCGUCCGCAAUCAGCAGGAUGGCUCUGUUGACCACGUGUAUGCGAUGGCGCGUAAUCAGAGCGUGAUGAGCCGCAAGUCUGAAGGCAUUUACGAGCUGGCUGAUGUCGAAGACCAAGAGAAGAAGAUGAAGCUGCACAACAAGCACAACAACGACUUGGUAGGCGCAGCUUACGACGAACCAAGUCUGCUGGCGACCGUGUAG
This is a messenger RNA of Salpingoeca rosetta, 3177 nucleotides long. RefSeq lists its product as uncharacterized. NCBI's taxonomy places the organism in Eukaryota, Choanoflagellata, Craspedida, Salpingoecidae. Bases 1 to 3177 code for a protein of 1058 amino acids. The transcript has 23 exons. Gene Ontology annotation, cellular component: cytoplasm; nucleus. The record is from RefSeq and is a predicted model, not a curated record. Gene Ontology annotation, molecular function: calcium ion binding.